CACUGUUGUUAAACAUGGCGGCCGCCGUUGCUCCUAGUACGACAAAAGAUGUCACAUCAUAUUUGAGCCAAAAGCAAAACGUCCCGGAUAAAGAACUGGCCGCGGAAUGGGCACAACUUGAAGAACUUCAUAAUAAAAAGCUUUGGCAUCAGCUCACACUGAAAUUGGAAACCUUCGUAGAGAAUCCCGCCCUACAGAAAGGGGAUAAUCUUGUACAAUUGUACAACAAUUUUUUAUCAACUUUCGAAAAUAAGAUCAACCCAUUGUCGUUGGUUGAGAUUUUGGCACAUGUUAUACAGCAGUUCCAAGAUAAACAGGAGGCCAUCACCUUCUUGGAAAAAACAGAAUCGAAAAUAAAAAAUAAUAAUGAAGCGGUUGCUCUCUGCAAAGUUCUCAGCGGACAAAUUCUCCUUGAUAAGCUCAAUGAUCAGGAUAGAGCAAAGAAGGUCAUCGAAGACGUAGAAUUAAUGCUCGACAAUGCUGAUGGCAUCACGACUGUUCAUGGAAGAUUCUAUUUGUUGGCCAGCAGGCUGUACAGACUGCAAGGCAAACACGCAGAAUAUUACCGAACGGCCCUCAGGUAUCUUGGUUGCAUAGAAUUAAAUACCUUGAGCAAACAAGAGCAGGAACAACACGCAUUUUUCCUUGGCCUUGCUGCCCUAUUGGGAGAGGGCGUAUACAAUCUCGGUGAGCUUUUAGCUCAUCCUGUAUUAGAGUCUCUGAAAGGGACCCCGAACGGCUGGCUAGUUGAUUUGCUUCAAGCCUUCAAUGCCGGGAAUAUUGCGGCCUUAGAGAGAACCAAACCUCAAUGGAGUAAAGUGGCCGAUUUAGCUGCACAGGAAUUGAAACUUAGGCAGAAAAUUUCCCUCCUGUGUCUCAUGGAAAUGACAUUCAAACGGCAAGCGAAUAACCGACAGCUGACUUUUGCUGAAAUUUCCCAAGAAACGCGGUUGCCUAUCGGUGAAGUCGAGCUCCUUGUUAUGAAAGCUCUUGCACAAGGCUUAGUUCGCGGGGCCAUUGACCAGGUGGCUGCAACAGUAAAUAUGACUUGGGUACAACCACGAGUUUUGGAUCGUGUGCAGAUAGCAGGGAUGGUACAGCGAUUAGAGGGUUGGUGCAAGGACGUCAAUUCGAUGGAAAGUCUUCUCGAAAAUCGAGCAUCUGAGAUUCUUACUCUAUAAUGUUAUGUACCAGAACUUCACCGUAUUCAAUGGGAAGACACGCAAUAGCAAGGCUUAAAACUUGAUGAUAUAAUUGGUGACAUUACCGUCGAACUGAUGACAGUUCGGUUCAUUCAUUGGCCAUUGAUUCUAGUAACAAUUGUAAUAACGAAAUUCUUUCAUUACGUCUUCAAAUAUUCACGGCUGUCUGUGCGUAACAGAAGUCCAGUUUCAGAUAUCUCAAUAGUAACACUGCCAUCUGUUAUUUGUCAAAUCGAUGACAAGUUUGGUGCACCACUGAGAAACCCACUAAAUCUGCUAUUGAACACGGUAUAUCUGAUAAGUAAUGCUAAUAUAAUGUAAGUUGAUGCGAAUGCAAAGCUGCAAAUAUAGUGAUGCGGAGUGAUAAACGUAAUAAAAAUUUUCAACGUC
This is a messenger RNA of Athalia rosae (coleseed sawfly), 1592 nucleotides long. RefSeq names its product 26S proteasome non-ATPase regulatory subunit 13 (gene Rpn9). NCBI's taxonomy places the organism in Eukaryota, Metazoa, Arthropoda, Insecta, Hymenoptera, Athaliidae. Gene Ontology annotation, biological process: ubiquitin-dependent protein catabolic process. Gene Ontology annotation, cellular component: nucleus; proteasome regulatory particle, lid subcomplex; cytosol. The coding region runs from base 15 to 1181 and encodes 388 amino acids. The transcript has 5 exons. The record is from RefSeq and is a predicted model, not a curated record. Gene Ontology annotation, molecular function: structural molecule activity.